AUGCUGUCCUCGUUGAACAUAUCAGAAAUUGAAGCACAGAAAGAGAAUAUCGAAGCACUUCCUGGAGGCAGGUCCGUACUGAGCUUGACAUACUCGUUGAAACAGCAUGGUACUCAUAGAAAAGACCUUCUCAACCAACAGAGACAAGAGUUUGAGGAUGAAGUGGCAGAUCUUGACGACCUCGAUGACCCGUUGGAGGUGUAUGUCCGUUAUAUACGUUGGUGUCAUGACAGCUAUCCACAAGGUAAUAACGCCGAGAGCCGAUUGUUAGAGAUUCUAGAGAAGUGUACUACAGAUUUCAGAGACUUCAAUCAGUACAAGAAUGACUCUCGAUACCUAAAGAUAUGGUUGGAAUACGCCAAAUAUUCCGAUUCACCCACUGAGAUCUUCAUCUAUUUGGCCAAGAAAGAAAUCGGCAGAGAAUUGUCCCUUUACUAUGAAGAGUUUGCUAAGGUUCUUGAACUCCGCCAAAAGUUCAGCGAUGCCCAGGACGUUUACCAUAUAGGAUUGCAGAACAAUGCCAGACCUGUGAGCAGACUCAUCAGAUCCCUGAAACAGUUUGAACUACGGAAACUGUCGCAGACCACAGACCGGUCUGAUAGUGAAGUCAAACGAGUGUUGACGUUGAAGAGAGGUUCAAACCCAUCUCCUGAAGAGUCGAUGCCUGCUACCUUCAAGAAGUCUAAGAUCUCGGUUUUCACCGACGACAGCAAUUUGCGCAUGGCCGACAAGCUAUUCGAUGGGAAGGCCCCAUCCAAAGAUAUCCUUGAUAUUCAACUCAGAAAGAAGGAGAAUGUUUUCACCCCACGGCCAUGGUCAGGUGAAAUAUUGGAACAAAUCAGACCCUCUCUGAGCAGUAGCUCACUGAACAAGAUCCCUGUUUACAGAGAUAUAGGUGUUCCGGUUGAGGAAGCAACUCAGUAUGAAGUCCAUCUCACGAGCCCAAACGAGAUAUCCACAAUUGUCAAGAGACCGGGGAAAAAGCCCGAACAGGUGCACGCCAACCUAGACUUAAUAUACCCAGAACAUGGAGAGGAGGUGUCUUUGGUAGAAUUGUUGAUGUUGAGCAGAACCAAAAAUAUGGAGUUAAGCAGUCAGGUACACGAAGAAACCUUACCCACUCAAGGAGAUUCACAAAGCGCUAGCUACCAGGAAAAUGCACGGUUCACCGAUACUUUCACGAUUCCCUUGAAAGAUGAUGAUACGACCACCUUCCAACCAAGAAACAUUUUGCAGUCUCCAACAGUAACGCUCUAUUCCAAAGCUGCAAAUAACGAAGUUAUGAGCAUGUUUAACGAUGUGUCCAAAAUGCCCCACGAAAGCGAUUUUGAAGACGACAAGUCUGAGGGAGGCAACUCAACCAACUAUGAUGAAUUUGUCACUGAGACCCUUCAUAAAGCUCCAGCGAAAUUACCCACAGUUCAAGACCAAAUCGUCAGCUCUUCACAUAUAGACUCAUUUGGCGGCACAAAUAGGAACCAACCACAGGUUGUGGAUCCAUUACUGGAAAAGUUACGUGAGAAGUUGUUGUCAGGAAUAUCACCACCACUUGAAACAUAUCCUGGCUAUAAUAACACCAAAACUCACUUCAUUGAAGCCAUACGUAAGUUCAGGUCUAUCACUGAUAAGGAUACCAAGAUCGUGGCUAAGGGAUCUAGCGGUUCUAUUGUGAAUUUUUGUGGGGACGAAAUCUUUUCUUUGAAAUGUGAAUUGGGCCAAGGAGGAUAUGGAUAUGUCUACCUUAUUGAAAAUGAGGUGGGGAUGCUCAAAGCUUUGAAGGCAGAGACGAUUUCUUCCAACUGGGAAUUUUACAUCCUCAACCAACUCCACCGAAGACUCAAACAUGAUCCGUUGGUGGACUCUCGUUUGGUGAACCCCGAAUCUUUGUAUAUGUAUAAGGAUGAGAGUUUCUUGAUUCUCAACUACUUGAACCAAGGAACUUUGCUUGAUCUUGUCAAUUACUACAAAGGUGAAGGUGAUACGGUGGAGGAAAUUCUCUGCAUUUUCUUCACGAUUGAGCUCUUGCGGGUGGUGGAGCAGCUCCACCGGGUGGGAGUGAUACAUGGAGACCUCAAGGCGGACAACUGUAUGAUCGACCUCAAGAAUACCUUCAGUAUGUCCGAGCACUAUGAUAACAAAGCACAUGAAGCAAAUGAAUGGCAAAGUCCCCGAUUGGUGUUAAUUGACUUUGGUCGAGCAAUUGACUUGACACUCUUUCCAGAAGGCACCGAAUUCUCGAGUGAUUUCCGGACCGAUGAACAAGACUGCCCCCAAAUGCGAGAACACAAGACCUGGUCGUACGAAGCAGACUACUAUGGCAUUGCAGCCACUAUCCAUACGUUAUUAUUUGGGGACUAUAUUCGCGUUAACAAGCUUCCCAAUGGCAAGUAUAAGCUUCAAAACUCCUUAAGACGUUACUGGCAAUUGCCUUUAUGGCAGCCUUUGUUUGAGAUUCUUCUUAAUCCUUACUACAAUGUGGACGAAAAAAUUCCGUUAAUCGAUGAAUUGAAGUACCAGCGAGUCCGAUUUGAAGAGUUUCUCAAACAAAACUCGGCCAAACUCGGCUUAAAAAGAGUCAUCAACAACAUAGAGAGAGACGUAUAUAAGAUAAUUCCCAAAAGAAGAUAG
Yamadazyma tenuis ATCC 10573 is the source of this 2628-nucleotide messenger RNA. RefSeq names its product protein kinase (gene BUB1). The record is from RefSeq and is a predicted model, not a curated record. NCBI's taxonomy places the organism in Eukaryota, Fungi, Ascomycota, Pichiomycetes, Serinales, Debaryomycetaceae. Gene Ontology annotation, molecular function: protein kinase activity; ATP binding. Gene Ontology annotation, cellular component: nucleus. Gene Ontology annotation, biological process: mitotic spindle assembly checkpoint signaling; meiotic sister chromatid cohesion, centromeric; protein phosphorylation.